Neltuma alba is the source of this 1538-nucleotide messenger RNA. RefSeq lists its product as uncharacterized. The record is from RefSeq and is a predicted model, not a curated record. Gene Ontology annotation, cellular component: nuclear pore inner ring. NCBI's taxonomy places the organism in Eukaryota, Viridiplantae, Streptophyta, Magnoliopsida, Fabales, Fabaceae. Gene Ontology annotation, biological process: protein import into nucleus; RNA export from nucleus. Gene Ontology annotation, molecular function: structural constituent of nuclear pore. The transcript has 3 exons. Bases 9 to 1274 code for a protein of 421 amino acids.
AACAUCUCAUGCUAAAACUUCAAGAUAAAACGUCCUCUUCCAUCCCAAUAAUAUUGAAGUUUCUUUUGACACUUGCACGUGUAAAAGGAGGUGCUGAGAUGCUUUAUGCUUCUGGUUUCUUGUCAUCUCUGAGAGUGUUGUUUACUGAAUGUGAUGAGGCGUCCUCAAGGAGUCAUAGCGAAAAUGUGGGUGGCUUACACCAAAAGUUUGAAAUGCCUGGAGACAUUUGGGGACUCGGAUUAGCUGUGGUCACAGCUAUGGUUCAAUCCUUGGAAGACAGUUCUUCUUGCACAGCUAUUGUUGAUAGCGUAAUACCUUAUUUUUUCCAGGAGAAUGCUUAUCUUAUUUUUGGUUCUCUAAAUGCUCCAGACCUCCCUUCAGAUCAACGUGACAAGAAAAGACCUCGGCCACAGAGGUCAUGGAUGUCUCUUGCUAAUCUUAAGGAGACAGAACAUACUUUGAUGCUCAUGUGUGAAUUAGCAAAACAUUGGAAUUCAUGGACUAAGGCAAUCAAUGAAGCGGAUAGACAGCUUAGAGAGAGAUGUAUCCAUCUCUUGGCCUUUAUUAGCAGGGGCACUCAACGCCUUGGUGAUUUAUCAAACAGGAGUGCCACACUUUUAUGUCAGCCAACUCUUAAAGAGGAAUUUGACAGUUGCUCAAAACCUUCGUAUAUCAACAGUAAAAAUGGAUGGUUUGCCCUUUCUCCACAAUGCUGCGUGUCAAAACUGAACACCACUCCUUUCUCAACUGCUUUGACCAUCUAUGGUCAAGCAACUAAAGCUACAGAUCUGUUUCCAAAAACAUGCUUUUCUGACACUGUUGCUGUGCAAAUAUAUAGAGUUGUUUGUCUCCUUUUAAAGUUUCUCAGCUUACAAGCUGAGGGUGCUGUUAAAAGGGCUGAGGAGGUUGGAUUUGUUGAUCUUGCACAUUUUCCUGAGCUUCCGAUGCCCGAAAUCUUGCACGGAUUGCAGGAUCAAGCUAUUGCGAUUGUUAGAGAGUUAUGUGAGGCGAACAAACCGAGGGUUUCUCCUCAAAUUCAGGACCUUUGUUACUUAUUGUUGCAGAUAAUUGAAAUGGCCUUGCAGUUGGAGCUUUGUGUCCUGCAGAUAUGUGGCAUAAGACCGGUAUUAGGGCGUCUGGAUGAUUUUUCAAAGGAAAUUAAAACUUUAUUUGGUGCAAUGGAGGAGCAUGCGUUUCUGAAAGCUUCUAAGAAUUCCUUAAAACAAAUGGUAUCAAUUAUCUAUCCCGGAAUGCUGCAAUCCGAGGGUUUAUGAUAUAUCUGUAGACGAAAGUGAGAAGGAAAUGUGCAUAAUUAUUUAACGGCGUAGUGCCAGUUAGAAUGUAGCUAGCCGGGGACGUUCUGCUUGUUCAUAUUAUAAUUUUGCCUUUUUCCACACCAUUCUUUUUCUGAUUCUUCCCAUUCGGCGUAGAUUUUUUUUAUUUGAGAAAAAGAUGGUCAUAGCUCAUCAGUGGAUGGUGGGGUCUAAUUCUGUAAGUAGUGCGUUGCAUGAUUGUCAGGAAAGUAAAUUCCUUUUCUA